This is a messenger RNA of Talaromyces proteolyticus, 1468 nucleotides long. RefSeq names its product aspartic proteinase II-1. Gene Ontology annotation, molecular function: aspartic-type endopeptidase activity. The coding region runs from base 247 to 1431 and encodes 394 amino acids. The record is from RefSeq and is a predicted model, not a curated record. NCBI's taxonomy places the organism in Eukaryota, Fungi, Ascomycota, Eurotiomycetes, Eurotiales, Trichocomaceae. The transcript is spliced from 3 exons. Gene Ontology annotation, biological process: proteolysis.
GUUACAUGCAACGCAUUAGUAGCGGAUGAUAUGAUUUCCAUCUAAAAUGAUAAGGUCGCAUCACUUUAUGUUCUUAUAUCUCAAUCGCAGGGUUUAUUAUUUUUGGCAACUUUGAGCCAACAUCACCUCAUUUGCUUCAGAGUAAUAUAAAUUGGCCUUUAUUCCCCAUCAACUCAAUGCGAUAUCUUCAACCAUCUACACUCGAAAUUCUCACACGGCUUCUGCUAUAAAGGUUGCAUCAAAACAAUGGCACCCUCCACCGUUGCUUUUUCUUUGGUUGCUCUCUCUGCUGUCGCCGCAGCUCUCCCUGCGACCCCUGCCAGCCAAGGAUUUUCUCUGCAGCAGGUUGCUGUCCCCAAGGGCGUCGCCCGCCACCCAGCUGCUCACCUUGCAAAAGCCUACUCCAAAUACGGUGCUGCUGUACCUAGCAAUGUUGCUGCAGCUGCAGCUGCCACUGGUUCCGUGACUACCACCCCCGGCCAGGGAGAGGAAGAGUACAUCACCAAAAUCACCGUUGGAGAUGCCACUCUUAACAUUGAUAUUGAUACUGGCUCCGCUGAUCUCUGGGCCUUUUCUUCCUUGACCCCUGCCUCCGAGCGAAAGGGCCACAACUACUACAAGCCCGGUAGCUCCUCCAAGAAGCUUGAAGGCUACACCUGGGACAUCAGCUAUGGUGACGGCAGCUCUGCCAGCGGUGACGUCUACACCGAUACCGUCAAAGUUGGCGGCGUCUCUUUUGACAAGCAAGCCAUUGAAGCCGCUACCAAGGCUAGCAGCGAGUUCACCCAGAACACCGAGAUCGAUGGUCUUCUUGGUCUUGCUUUCAGCAGCAUCAACACUGUCAGCCCCAAGCCUCAGAAGACUUUCUUUGACAAUGUCAAGGACUACCUUAGCAAGCCAAUUUUCGGCGUCCUGCUAAAGCACGGCGCACCCGGUGUGUACGAUUUUGGUUUCACCGACGACUCCAAGUACACUGGUGAGAUCACCUACACCGACGUCGAUGAUUCGGAAGGUUUCUGGUCUUUCACUGCCGAUGGAUACUCCGUUGGCUCAUCCAGCGAAGACUCCGUCUCCGCCUCUGAAUCCGUCACCGGUAUUGCUGACACCGGCACCACCCUCCUCCUCGACGACAGCAUUGUCGACGCUUACUACAAGAAGGUCGACGGCGCCGAGUACGACUCAUCCCAGGGUGGCUAUGUUUUCCCCAGCAGCACCACUCCCCCCGACUUGUCUUUCAAGAUUGGUGGCUACACUGCAACCGUCCCCGGUAAAUACAUCGCCUUUGCAUCCGUCGGAUCUGACCAGAUCUACGGUGGUCUCCAGUCCAACUCUGGCAUCGGUCUAUCCAUCUUCGGUGAUGUCUUCCUCAAGAGCCAGUACGUCGUCUUCGAUUCCGAGGGUCCCCAAAUUGGUUUCGCUGCCCAGAAGUAAGGUGGCAGAAUCCACGGCGAGGGGGUUUGUGGUAGCC